GGCGGAGCCGCGCUGAGCCCAGGGCUGUGAACGCUGCGCGCGGGUGGAAUUUCCAGUCCGGGAGGGGGCGGAGCCGAGGACAGUGGGGAGGUUUGGUCCUCGGUGGCCUCCGUCCUGCGGCCUGCCCGGAAGAAAGUCUAGGGGCUGGGGUCGCGGGACCCGGCUCCCUGAUCAGGCUGGAGAUGGAGUUCGACUGCGAGGGGCUGAGACGGCUGCUUUGCAAGUACAAGUUCAGGGAUCUAACCGUGGAAGAACUAAAGAAUGUAAAUAUGUUUUUCCCACAUUUCAGAUAUUCCAUGGACACUUAUGUUUUUAAAGAUAGUUCCCAGAAAGACCUGCUGAAUUUUACUGGCACUAUUCCUAUAAUAUAUCAAGGUAAUACAUAUAACAUACCAAUUCGUUUCUGGAUUUUGGAUUCUCACCCUUUUGCUCCCCCCAUUUGCUUCUUGAAGCCAACUGCAAAUAUGGGGAUCUGUGUUGGAAAACACGUGGACGCUCAAGGCAGAAUAUACUUGCCCUAUCUCCAAAACUGGAGCCAUCCUAAAUCUGUCAUUGUUGGAUUAAUUAAAGAAAUGAUUGCCAAGUUUCAAGAGGAACUUCCCCUGUAUUCCCUGUCAUCAUCUGAUGAGGCACAGCAAGUAGACUUGCUAAACUAUAUUGCAAAGAUCACUGAAGGUGUCUCAGGCAUAAAUUCAAAGAGCUGGGCAAAUCAUGAGAGUAAAACACUCAGUAAAGUUACUGUGGUUGGAGGUGGAGAGUUGGGUGUUGCCUGCACAUUGGCAAUUUCAGCAAAGGGCAUUGCAGACAAGCUGGUUCUCUUAGACCUCUCAGAAGGGACUAAAGGAGGGAUGAUGGACCUUGACAUCUUUAAUCUACCUAAUGUGGAGAUCAGCAAAGAUUUGUCUGCCUCUGCUCAUUCCAAGGUGGUGAUUUUCACAGUCAACUCUUUGGGUAGUUCUCAGUCCUACCUCGAUGUGGUGCAGAGCAAUGUGGAUAUGUUCAGAGCCCUUGUCCCAACUCUGGGACAUUAUAGUCAACACAGCGUCCUGCUUGUUGCAUCUCAACCAGUGGAAAUCAUGACCUAUGUGACAUGGCAACUGAGUGCAUUUCCUGCAAAUCGAGUGAUUGGAAUUGGAUGCAAUCUGGAUUCACAGAGACUACAAUAUAUUAUUACAAACGUUUUGAAGGCACAGAUUUCCGGCAAAAAAGUAUGGGUUAUUGGUGAACAGGGAGAAGACAAAGUGUCUACAUGGGAUGGCCAAGAAAUAGUGAGUCAUAAUUCUCAGGUGCAACUGUCUAACAGAGCCAUGGAAUUGUUAAGGGCAAAAGGUCAAAGAUCCUGGUCUGUUGGACUUUCAGUAGCUGACCUGGUUGAUAGUAUUGUAAAUGAUAAAAAGAAAGUGCAUUCUGUAUCCACUUUAGCAAAGGGAUAUUAUGAUAUAAAUAGUGAAGUGUUUUUAAGUUUGCCUUGCAUCCUUGGAACCAAUGGGGUAUCUGAAGUCAUCAAACCCACAGGGAAAGAAGAUACAGUGACUGAGAAACUCCAAAGCAGUGCAUCCUCAAUCCACGGUCUCCAACAACAGUUAAAACUUUGAUUCUCAAAUGCAGUUACCUGAAAUGAAAGAUCAUUUAAUUCUGCCAACAUA
Carlito syrichta (Philippine tarsier) is the source of this 1646-nucleotide messenger RNA. RefSeq names its product UEV and lactate/malate dehyrogenase domains (gene UEVLD). Gene Ontology annotation, molecular function: oxidoreductase activity, acting on the CH-OH group of donors, NAD or NADP as acceptor; ubiquitin binding. Gene Ontology annotation, biological process: protein transport; endosome to lysosome transport; protein modification process. NCBI's taxonomy places the organism in Eukaryota, Metazoa, Chordata, Mammalia, Primates, Tarsiidae. The transcript has 12 exons. Bases 183 to 1595 code for a protein of 470 amino acids. Gene Ontology annotation, cellular component: ESCRT I complex. The record is from RefSeq and is a predicted model, not a curated record.